AUGCAUGGAGUUGAGAUGCGUUGGAAACGAAAAGCUCCUCUCUUCCAUGAUGUGCGUGUUCUAGAGCUACAAUGCAGCGGUAUCAAUUGGUAUGCUCUAGUCGAAGGGUGAAGGGCAGGGAGGCCCGGUAGCAACUCCUAUCCAUCCAAGACGGUUUUAGCCGAAGCAGGAGCAGCAGCAAAUGAGUGCUCCCUAACUCCCUAACCACCCCUGUCGUCGACGUUGCAACAGGGAAGACAAGAAUCGAAUCGAGCUCUUGGCUUCUCAUCAUCCCUGUAGAGACCUGGCAGAUUCAUCUUGUAGAUUUUGAGUGGAUUUCAACUACCACCGAGGGGGGAUGGCGCCACCUCAAAUGAGCUUGAAACCUUUGCUCUAUCUGCUUGAUGCUUCUUCACUUUGAUUGACAACCAACCUGGGGUGUGAAAUGUACAAGCGCUGGUGACGUUCCAGAGACAUGAAUGCUAAGGAAAGCUAAGUGCGACAAUAUCAUUUAUAGACAGCUGGGCAUGAACGGAAAACAAGCUACUUCCGUCUGCUUUGUAGCUGAAAGAGAAUUUGAAAUGCAGUAUCACGUAGAAAACCAAAUGCUGGUCAAUGGCAACAUAUGCGGCAGGGUUGCCAACAACUCUCUAUAGUCAUCUUCAUUGCAACAAUCAUGGCUACAGCUUCUGAACACACGCAAUGGUGGCACUCGCGUUAUUGCAUGACACUGCUGGUACAAGACCAGCACCGCCUCCGACCAGAUGGGUCCGCAAAUCAGAAACAGCAACAACAGACUCUUUUUCAUCGACAGAUAUUGAUAGGGUCCCAUUGAAGGCAUUUCCUGCUGACAAAUCAAGGGUCAUGGUGACACAUGAUCGUCCCUGAUUGCCAAACACAGCAGCUUCUCCCAGUGGUCUACCAAACCGUCCGUUGGAACACUCAUGUCCAUUGUACCCAAGCACACCCCAACAACCUUGUUGAAUACCACACAGCGCCGUUGGCCUGAUACAAUGGGCAGAUUUUGUAACACCAAGCCAAACAUACGAUUCUUCAUCAACAUUGGUGGUGGUCGUGAUCGUCCAGCGAUACUUUUCACCAACUUGAAAGAUAACUCCAUUGAUAGCAUCACUUCUCCAAUGAUUGUCUAAGGAAGCGAAAACUUUGGAUUUGCUUCCCUUCCACUCAACUGGAACGACAUCGGAAGAAUGACAAUCAAAGGAAACGCUAUGUUCAUGCUUGGCUCUCUUCGCUUGCUUUUUGUAGGCAUCCAAUAAAUUGUCCUUUGUCACCAAACCUGAUGUCUCCACAAGAGUUUCCAACUCAUCCGGGUCCAUGAGCUGUAGCUCAACAUGGUCUCGAACCAAAGUCUUGGCAGGAUCUUGGCGUCUUUCUUUUGUUUCAUCAGAAAAUGAGGGUUCACUUUUGGAUUAGGAAUGGAUCAGUUCGAAGAGCUUUCCAUUGCUCAACCUUUUCUUUGCAUCUUCAAGGAUGGCUUUGAGAAUUGUGCCCGAAAUGUUCCCCAGCACAAUUCCAGGCCAAACUUCAGUAAUACCAGAGACCAUGCUCCAAGCUUGGCUUGCCAGUUCCUCCGAGAUUUCGGGUGAUGCUUCCUUGGAUGCUGCAAGGAUAGCAAAUGCCAGAGAAGGGUUUUUCUUCAUCAAGGCAGCAAGGCACUUCUGAGUGCUUUGACAAAGGCCUGGCAAUCCAACAUACAUUGCUGCUUCUGUCAACGAAACCAAGGUAUUGAAUUCUUCCAUUUGAGCGACAGAAACUCCAUCUCCAUUGCACGUUCCAAAGACAAUCUCCGGAUGUUUGGCUAGAAUGUUUUCUAGAAUGAUGGCUGUAUCAGUAUGGAUAUACUCCACAAUUGCCUUCAGAAUAUUGCUGGGAAAGUUGAUUGGGACCACAUCAUCAGAGGAUUCCUUGAAGCCACCCUUUUUGAACAUUGUCUUGAAGUAGCUACUGCGGACCGACAACGCCAUUCGAUUUGCCGGCACCAACACUCCAUCUUUUCCUUUGAGAGAUACAUCAUGAUACUCUUCAUCUGCCAACAAAGCAAAGGCUUGGGAGAGUGGUACAGUACCUCGAUACUCAUAGUGUUUUUUGCGUUGGACAUCGUCGCUUGGAGGGAUCGAAAGCGAAAGUAUUGGAAAGAGAACAAGGUUGUCUUCGAGUGCAGUGAGUGAUGUGAGAGCUUUCAGCAAACAGCGAAGGAGCGAAACCGUUAACCAGCAGAGCUACUGAAGGCGUCGACAACCUCGCACAACGGAAGCUACCGCUACCUGGUACCGGUCUGUUACUUGUAUAACAAUUCUGCAGAAUCCCAAAACAGGUCCGUCCAGAAUAGAAGAUUCAGAAUGAACAUACGGUAGGUAUUGUUACUCUUUUAAUAAGCUCUGACAGGUAGACAGUAAGAUGUUCUCCAUGGAAUGAAUCUCUCUCUCUCUCUUUAUCUCCUAUGCACAUCUUCCCUUGUACAAACAGAAAGAGAAUCCUCCCAAAAGAGCCAUACGAGUCUUCAUCCGAAGGAGUACCAGUAGAUUGGGAUCACGUUGCCUUUGCUUGUACCGUAAGAUAGAUUGAUGAUACCCUCAUUCAGACUUCCUCUUUGACAUCUUCUUGCACUACCACCGCAGUUGCCGUAAAGUGUUCUUCAUUGUAUCGUUCCGCAUGCAAUUCCAGACACGUCUUGUCAUUGUAAGCCCCGUACUUGCUGGUAUCGACCCGUGGAGCCGAUCCUGACGAACAGAGCGGGACACCAAAGAGUUGUCCAAUAUUGGCGGCAAUCUUGAUGCGUGUUUGACAGUCUUCAUGAGAGCAUUCGUACCCCGUUUUGCGCAUACAAAUGACACAACGACGUCGUUUCCCCACCCUCAAUGCCAUGGUGUCGUGUUCUUCGCCACAUGUGGAUGCCUGUCGUUGUUUUUUUCGCAAACGCUGUGGUGUGGCGGGAACAUACGCCGCAAUGGAGGCUUUAUAAAUACAUAAUAUCCAGUGAAACAGACAAAGAGAAACUUGAGGAUUCUUUUGAGACGUGAAAAGAUGCAGACUUCUCCAACCGUGUGUAGCACAACCAAAAAGACAUGGAGAAAGUAACACUUGUCCUUACCACCAGCCCCUGGGGCAGCGUUGGCCGAAGCCGCCAUGGCAGCCUUGUAUUCCUCAAUGCUCAGAGUGUUUGCUUUGCCUUUACGCUUCCCAGUUGCAGCAGUAGGCACUGCAGCAGGAACCAGUUGCUGCAUGGAUGCUGCUGAUUGAUCAAGUGGAGUGGAUGAAUUGGGUGGAGGAGAAUCCAAAAAGAAUGAGAAUACAACUCACAAUCCAUCCAUCAAAUCAGCAACCCAAGGCCAUUACUAUCAUAAACAAACUCACACUUUGCUGCUUUUGGUGGUGGUUGUUCCGCAGGUGCCACAAUUUUGAUGGGAUCAUCGUAAAUGGCCAUGAGUGGAAGUUCCGAAUUGGCCGCCAGUGGCACGGCACAUCCUCCCGCCGUGACGGACGAAUGAUAAACUUGACAACACGGUGCCGAAAUGGAUUCUAGUUCGACGUAUUCCUGCUUGACGAGCUUUUUCAAGGCGUCGACAUUGCGGGGUGUCGCAAACUCCGAGGGUUGUCCGAUCUUGCGACUCCCCAACAAGACUUGGACCCAGACGGUGCCACCUUUGGGCUUUUUAUUGUUGUCGUCGUUCGGGUCGUCCGCAUCACAGACCGCCGUGGCAGCCUCUUCAAAGACAUCAAAGGGCUUGGGGCUGGGAGGAUCCAUAAUAUCUGCGGUGCGGCAGAAGGGGGUGUUGGUGGGGAGUCAAAAUAGAAGAAAUGUUGAGGGGGGUUGAUGUGAUGUGCCAUGGUGGUGAAGGAGCGAAGAAGCGUUGGGGUCUUUUGGGUCUUCGCUGUUUUUGUGGUCAGUCCCCAUGACGUGUGAUUGAUGACUCACGACAAGAUCUUCCAUGUCAUUGGAGGUGUUGGACGCAGUUUGGCCCGAAAGAUCGAUUUUGUCAUUGUUUCCCUCCAACGACCAUAACACACUCCUCUUCUUCUUCUAACUAAUCCAUCAACAUCCCAUCUAUCAGUCUAUCUACCUACUAGUAUCUUCUGAUUAUCACCAUUGUCACCAUGAGCGCUACUGCUACUACUUCCACUUCCGCCAACUCGGGCGGCCCCACCAAGAAGCAAAAGAAGGGAGGUGGCUACCAGACUCCUUGGGUGGAAAAGUACCGUCCUAAAACGUUGGAUGAUGUGGUGGGCAAUGAAGAGACGUUGGUCCGACUGCGCGCCAUUGCCAAGGAUGGAAAUGUCCCCAAUCUCAUUCUCAGUGGACCUCCAGGGACAGGAAAAACUACCAGCGUGCACGCAUUGGCACGAGAAUUGUUGGGAGAUGCCUACAAGAAUGGAGUCUUGGAAUUGAAUGCAUCGGAUGCUCGUGGUAUUGAUGUGGUCCGCAAUCGAAUCAAGAGUUUUGCCAUGAACAAGGUCACUCUGCCUCCUGGACGGCACAAGAUUAUCAUUUUGGAUGAGGCUGAUAGCAUGACUGGCGCCGCCCAACAAGCGCUUCGACGAACGAUGGAAAUCUAUUCCAAAACGACCCGUUUUUGUUUGGCAUGCAAUAUUUCGACCAAAAUCAUUGAAGCCAUUCAAUCGCGGGCUGCCAUUUUGCGGUAUUCCCGUCUCACCAACGAACAAGUGUUGAGUUGUCUCAUCAAAGUGGCCGCCGCCGAAAAAGUGUCGUACACCAAUGACGGAUUGGAAGCGCUGUUGUUUACGGCCGAAGGAGAUAUGCGUCAUGCCCUCAACAAUUUUCAAGCGUGUACGAGUCGCGGAGGAGUCGUCAAUCAAUCGACGGUCUUUUUAGUGUGCGAUCAACCACAUCCCAAAAUAUUGGGCGAAAUCAUUGCGGCGUGCCAACAAGGAAAUACGGGUCCGGCCGUGCGUCAAAUGAAGGAUUUGUGGAAGACGGGUUAUGCGGCCAGUGAUAUUAUCGGGACGUUGUUCAAAGUGACCAAAUCGAGCAAGGAUCUACCGGAAGCAUUGAAAUUGGAAUAUCUUCGUGAAAUUGGGUUUACGCACAUGCGUGUCAUUGAUGGAUGCAAUACGUUGUUGCAAUUGUUGGGGUUGAUUGGACGAUUGUGUCAAAUAGCCGCGGUGGACCAGAACAACAAGGAGAGUCAGUAA
Seminavis robusta is the source of this 5151-nucleotide messenger RNA. The record is from the annotation of a GenBank genome assembly. NCBI's taxonomy places the organism in Eukaryota, Bacillariophyta, Bacillariophyceae, Naviculales, Naviculaceae.